Lactuca virosa is the source of this 495-nucleotide messenger RNA. Lineage: Eukaryota; Viridiplantae; Streptophyta; Magnoliopsida; Asterales; Asteraceae. The record is from the annotation of a GenBank genome assembly.
AUGGAGGACCCAUCUAAAGGUGAGGAGAUUGAAGUGGAACCGGAGGAAUCCGAUCCUGAUAAAGAUGAUGAGACCACUGUAGAUAGUGAGCCCAUGGAGGCCGCGGUGGUCCCUCCUCCCAGACCCUCACCUUCGAGCCCUUAUAGAGACAUCCUGAGAAGGACUAGGAAAACUCUCCAAACAGCUAGGAAUACCACUUUUGGCUACAGAGGAAUUCAGAACCCCCGACGUGGAUUAUACGAGGGCAUGAGGAGGGGUCUGACAGACCCUGAUUGGAUCACUACAUUCGUCGAGGACAAAAUCUCUGGUGGAAGAAUUACCACCCGAUAUGAGGAUGGGCAGAGCUCAGGAGUGCGCCCUCCGCCUACUGAUGAUAGAGGAUCCUUGGCCUUGUUAUUUGAACGCACCAUAAAACUGGAAAAGCAAGCGAGAGUGAUGUCAAGUGAAAUCAAGGUGCCUGAGAACAACACCACUCACAUAGCAUGGAGAGCAUGA